Messenger RNA from Fopius arisanus, 1439 nucleotides. RefSeq names its product negative cofactor 2 alpha (gene NC2alpha). Bases 670 to 1335 code for a protein of 221 amino acids. Gene Ontology annotation, biological process: transcription by RNA polymerase II. Gene Ontology annotation, cellular component: nucleus; negative cofactor 2 complex. Gene Ontology annotation, molecular function: RNA polymerase II general transcription initiation factor activity; protein heterodimerization activity; core promoter sequence-specific DNA binding. The record is from RefSeq and is a predicted model, not a curated record. The transcript is spliced from 5 exons. NCBI's taxonomy places the organism in Eukaryota, Metazoa, Arthropoda, Insecta, Hymenoptera, Braconidae.
UGGCAGUUACACAUGUGCUAAUAUUGGCUCAAUUGUUGUUGGAAUUCAAUACGUAAUAAAUCAACUCUUUUAUGACCUCUUCCAUGGUCAAAUUUCUGGUAAUUGGUUUUCUGGUAAUUUUAUAAUUACAUAAUAAUUCAUGCAGAAACUCAACAGUCAGAAACUCACAAAGAAAUUCAACAGAAUUCUAGCGAAAAGUAGAUGAUAAUCAGAAUUUUAAAUUAAUUUUCCUUCAGGUAAUUAAUUACUCGACUUUUCUGUUGAUUCUCAUUUUGAUCCAUAUUUUUAAAAGAGUGAUUGGAAUAUAGGAGAAUUUUUAAGAUAAUUUUUUUCGUGGAUAGAAAUGAAGAAAAUGCUUCUCUCAUUCGUAAAUAUCGCAGUAUCCGUGAUUUCCUCUUUAUGACGCAACGUAAUUAGAUUCAUGACUACACAUUCGGUAUCGUGAGCUGAUCCUUCUCUGCUUGUCAAUACGCAAGUGCAAUCGAGAAACAACUACAACUACAACUGCAUUGAAGUCAAUUGAAGUCUAUCCUACGUCGCCUGGACAAAGUUUUCAGGAUUGAGCCCCUCCAAGCCUCCGGAUGUCAACGAAAACUAAUAAAUAAAUUCCGGAUAAGUGUCUCCGUCCUGUCUCGUAAUAAUACUCAUCAAUAAAUUCGAAUCGUCGGAAUGCCAAGUAAGAAGAAAAAAUAUAACGCUCGUUUCCCAGCGGGACGCAUUAAGAAAAUCAUGCAGACAGAUGAGGAAGUGGGAAAAGUUGCCCAGGCUGUGCCCAUCAUAAUCUCUCGGACCUUGGAGCUCUUCGUUCACUCUUUGCUGACGAAAACAAUGCAGAUAACAAAUGCCAAGAACGCUAAAACACUCAGUCCAUCCCACAUGAAGCAAUGUAUCUUAUCUGAAAGUCGAUUUGAUUUCCUGAAAGACCUAGUGAAGUGUCUGCCAGAUGUUUCUGGAGCUGAUGACGAGGUGCCCACACCUCCCCUCACUCCAGCGCCUAUAGGAAUUAAUCCAAUGAUUGUGCCUGCCUCGGCUCCUCGUCCCCAGUCGGAUGCGAGGUUUCCGAAGGAUCUAAGUAAAAAGCCUCACCUAAAUCAAGUGAGCAAUCAAGACUGCAUAGAAUCUGUGAGUAACAACGUGGUAAAUUUGAAGUGCAUGGAGCCAGAUCAGUCGACACGUAUUCCAAAUUUUCAAAUAUCCAUGCCAUCGUCGUUUCAAGCUUGCCAGCCUAAUUUCUACACUGAAUUGAAUCAAAAUAACGCCAAUCCAGUUACCAUCACGCAGCCAACAUCAAACUUUGGUCACACUGCCAACAUUGAUGAAGACUACGACACAUAAUUUAUUGAUUGACCAAGUAAUUAUAAGUGUCUACCUGCGAUUCUCUUUUCCAUUCUAUCGACUAAAGUUUGAAUGGCCUCGAUAAAUAGAAGUUCUCCACUUCA